AUGGCAACCUCCUGGAUUCCCGCUAGCGUACAUGGACCUUACCCACCGCACAUGGUCCCGGGCGGUGUGGACAGUGAUGGUGCACAGAUCUUUGUCGGACGGGCGCAUCAUGCCGGUGAUCUACUUCCAGCCAAGGUGAUCCCCGACAAGAGUGCCGCGUACGUUGCGUACGGUGGACAAGAAACGUUCGUCGACAACGUGGAAGUGUUGGUUCACAAGCAGCUAAUCUGGGAUACGGCUUCCUCCGGCCAGCUACCAAUGGGUGCCGUCAUCGGUGGCCAUACGUCCGAUGGUGAAACACUGUACGUGGGCCGUGCCUAUCACGAGGGUUCGCAAACGAUCGGCAAGGUGCAGUGUUCGCACAACUGCAUCUACAUCCCGUACGGUGGUUCGGAAGUGUCCGUCCAAACGUACGAAGUGCUGUGCGAACGCCACUCGUGUUUCUUCGGCGCUCAGACCUUCCCAAGCAAGUGCAUCAUCAUGAGCGGAGGUUAUCCACGAUACGGAUUUCAUCCCGAUUACUUGUCUUAUCCGUCGGACUUAUCGUACAGCCCAGCCGAAGCACCCGCGGCACCGUCCGCAUUUGUUGAGCGUCGUAUAUCCAGCUCAUCUUCCGAUUCUUCCCGCUCCCUUUCAUCCUUGUCGGGCGAAACGGUUAAGCCACCGGUUUAUGGGACAAACGUACCGAACGAUUUCGCUGGCUGCUGGCAAUACUGCAACAUCAAUGGACCAUUCCCACCGAACAUGGUCCGUGCCGGUGUCGAUUGUGACGGUGAGGUAAUCUACGUCGGUCGUGCAUUCCACGAAGGUGACAUGGUACCGGCCAAGGUAAUCCCCACCAAGAACGUAGCCUUCGUCUGCCACGGUGGCGAGGAGGUCCUGAAGGAGGACUUUGAAGUGCUGCGAUACGGUGCAUUCGUCUGGGAGUACUCAUCGAACGGAACCGUACCGGAGUCGGCCAUGAAGAUUGGACAAACGACCGACGGUGAACCGCUGUACAUGGGACGUGCGAUCUACAGUGGAUCGCAAACGCCCGGCAAGGUGCAUCCAUCGCACGGUUGCUGCUAUCUACCGUUCGACGGGGCAGAAGUUAGCGUGACCGAGUAUGAAGUGCUGUGCAUUCGAUAAGCUAUC
Molecule: messenger RNA, 1134 nt
Organism: Anopheles maculipalpis
Lineage: Eukaryota; Metazoa; Arthropoda; Insecta; Diptera; Culicidae
Exons: 5
Coding region: 1-1128 (375 amino acids)
Source: RefSeq, a predicted model, not a curated record